AGCAUAGGAUACUGGAUCCGGAUCAUCCAGAUCAAGUGGAUCAGAACAGCUUUCACUAGAAUGUGUUUGUUGUUCUGGUCUAUCUGCUGUUUGAGUCCAAACCUUUGGUUCUGAUGGGUUCUGCAGGAGAGUUCUUUGGAGAAUUCCAGUUACACGUAAACAUGUUUACAUCGGGGGAGAACGCUGACGUCAUCAGGGUAGAAAAACCACGUUGAUCCUGUUGUUCCUCCAGUGGAUCUGCAGGAUCAGAUUUGAUAGAAACUCACCAUAAAUGAGGAUUCUGGUUCUGACAUUCAGUUCUGUUCCAGUUUGGAUCUUUAUUUGAAUAAAAAAACAAAACAGCUUACUAAACUAUGAGGUCAGAGGUCAUCAGGUUCUAGUGAUGGUCCCGCAGAGCUCCGGUUCUGGUUCUGGAUGUGAGUCUGCUGACGACACGUUAGACUCACCUGGUUCACCUGCAACACCUGAGUCUACGAGCAACCUGAGGGCGCUGCGGCCAGGUGGCGUUCAUGGCUGUGUGAUGACGACCUCGGAAUGACAUGGAUGAAGCUUUUGGAUCAGUCACACAGCGCGUCCUGGCCGCUGCAGUGGCGUCUCAGUGCUGGCAGGGGGCGACCUUCUCCCAGGCGGUGGUGUCCCCGGCGGGGGAGAGCAGCGGCAUCAUGCGGGUUCCCGGCGCGGCGUCUCUGCAGCGCUGUGUGGGGGCGGGCUGCGACCUCCCCGGCUACGACCUGGCCUGGCUCUUCAAGGGCCGCUGCUACGUCCUCAGCUGCCAGCAGAGGGAGAACUGCCGGCCCCGGGAGAGGCCGGGGGCCGACUCGGUGCUGGCCUUCCUGAGGAGGGGGUCCUCUCCGUCUCUGGGAAGAGGCUCGCCGUUCAGCAGCCGGCGGAGGCCCCUCCUCCCAUCCUCUGAGGACGGGGGAGACCUGGAGGCUCUGGAGGACCUCCCCCUGUUUGAGGGGCCGCGGGGGGCCCUCCCUCUGUUUGACGGGACACGGGGGGCCCUCCCCCUGUUUGAGGGGACGCGGGGGUCCCUCCUGGAUCCCAGAGUCCUGGAUGUGGAGUACUCAGAGGAGAGCCAGGAGGAACCGGACGGGAUCGGUCCAGAAAUGAGCCCCCUCCCCACCAGAGACUGGUUCAACCAAUCAGAGACUGAGUCUGACAGCCAUCCAACACAGACCAGAGCGUCCCAGACCGGAUCAGAGGACAGAACCGGAACCGAGCCGGCAGAGAUACGGACAGAACCUGACAGUAGGACCACACCUGUGACUGACUCCACCCACCACCUGAAUGCCUCCGCACCCCGCCCGCCCCCUCGUCACGACUCCAUCAGCACAGAUCAGCCCGGUCCAAACGGGUUAGUGGGAAGCCCGGUAGAACCGCCUCUCCCCAGCAGCACCGCCGGCACCAUGCGGCCAACAACAGGUGCAUCUAGACUUCUCCAGGCUCCGCCCACCCACAUUCAGAAAGUCCCUCCUGCCCCCACCCCCUCCUUUCCAGCUGACCAUCCAGAAACCUCGGCCACGCCCCCUUCUGCAGCCCCAUCCCGCUCAGACGGGUCGGACCGCGGCCCGGUGGCUGUGGUGGGUCCAGACCGGAGGCUGGUUCUGCCCCAGAGCAGCGUGUUGCUGGACGGUAGUGGCAGCACCGGCGCCAGCAGCUUCCGCUGGGAGGCGGUCAGCGGUCCUCCCGGGUUCCUGCUGCAGAACGUGGACCGGGCCAUCGCCACGGUGACCGGCGUCCAGGCAGGACGCUACACCUUCCGGCUGACUGUGUCUGACCAGGAGGGGGCGACAGACAGCGCCCCCCUCACUCUCAGGGUUCAGGAAGCCUCCAGUCCUCCUCCGGUGGCCCACGCCAGCGGAAGCCACACCCUCACGCUGCCCAACAACUCCCUGGUCCUCAGAGGCUCCGUGAGCAACGGAGACCAGAGCCGGGUCCACUUCCUGUGGACCAGAGACCCUCAGAGUCCUGCAGCAGGGGUGGUCCUGUUCGGCUCCCAGACUCAGCCGGCGCUCUUCCUGGCCGACCUGGUGGAGGGAACCUACCUGUUCCAGUUGAAGGUGACCGACGCCCAGGGCCGGUCCAGCGUCGCCACGGCGACCGUGGAGGUCCAGCCAGAGCCAGCAGGGGGCGAGCAGGUGGAGCUGGAGAUGCUGGUGGGCGUGUCUCAGGUCAGCGUUCUCCAGCUGGACACUGUGGUCCAGCAGCUCGCCGCUCUUAUCCACGUCCUGAACAGUGACGUGCACGUGCGUGCGCUGGAGGGCCGCUCGCAGCUCAGCACGGUGCUCCGCUUCAGUGUGGGCGGUCCUUCAGGACCUAUCCCCGCCCCCCGCCUGGUGGCUCUGCUGAGGACACACCUCCUCCGGGAGCGCAGCGGCUACCUGCUGUUCAGGGCGCUGCGGGUUGACGCCGUUGUGUGUUCUCUCAGCUGUUCGGGGCGGGGCCAGUGUGAUCCAAUCACCAAGCAGUGCGCCUGCGACCCCUUCUGGACAGACAACUUGGUCCGCCAUUACCUCGGCGACGGCGAGAGCAACUGUGAGUGGAGGGUCCUGUACGUCAUCCUGACCAGCUUCAUCCUCGUCAUCUUCAUCCUAAGUCUGGGCUGGACCUUCAUGUGCUGCAGGAGGAGGCGGAGCCAAUCCAGAAAAAGAGCCAAGUACGCCGUCCUAAACAACAUGGAUGAGCAGGAGCGACUGGAGCUCCGUCCCCGGUUCAGCGUCAAACACCGCAGCACGGAGCACAACUCCAGCCUCAUGAUGUCCGAGUCGGAGCUGGACAGCGACCAGGACGCCGCCUUCAGCAGGGGGCGGCGGCUCCGCAGCAGGAACCGCACCGCCGCCUGCAGCCGCGAGGCCUUCGGGUGACGGGACGCCAUCUGCUUGCUAAGCGCCACGCUCCUCCGUCUGCUGCAGGCCACAGGGGGCGCUGCAGAGGAGGGUUUGGACGAAACCAGAGACGCUGAAGCCGCAGAGACGAUUAGUGUUUUUAUUCAAGCAUGAACAGAUCCAAACGUGGACAGCAGGAGGAACUACGUCAGAAAACAGAGGGUCAACAGACUCCGCCUCCACACCAACAGAGACCUACAGGACGCUCCAGACACAUUCUACAUUUCAGUAGACAUUAAAAGACAUUUAAAAAGG
Oryzias melastigma (Indian medaka) is the source of this 3143-nucleotide messenger RNA. RefSeq names its product KIAA0319 ortholog. Lineage: Eukaryota; Metazoa; Chordata; Actinopteri; Beloniformes; Adrianichthyidae. The record is from RefSeq and is a predicted model, not a curated record. Gene Ontology annotation, cellular component: plasma membrane; cytoplasmic vesicle. Bases 540 to 2867 code for a protein of 775 amino acids. The transcript is spliced from 15 exons.